AUGACUGGCCAACACAUGCACGUGAUCGCAUACAAAUACCCCAUAUUUGGGCAGUACGCUCCGGAUCAAGAAUUAAAAAAAAGAGAGAAAAGAUACCAAAGCCUACUCCACCUAUAAAUCCUGGAUUAUUUUUUUCCUCUUCUUUACGACAGACUGCUGUGAAUUUUCCAUAAGAGGCUACAAAGAAAAAGCAAUGAUCAACAAAAAGCAGGAAAUACCCGCAACCCUCAUCACGUGUGUAGUUUGAAAAGAAAGUGUUGGUGGUUAGUAUUAGUUUUGAAAUGAACUCUCAUGUUGAGCGCUCCAGCUUUGGGCAAACAAGCAAGACGUCUGCCAACAGCAUGUUUACUUUCGAUGCAUCUGGGCGCACGUCCAGCCGUUAUGAGGGUGUUAACGUGAACGGGAUUUACUCCUGUCCCGUCCCCACGACCUCUGUGCAUCGGGAGGAGAUCAAAACUAGCCUGCGUGGCAACACGGAUGUUCCGCUCCCACCCGGACCGCAGAUAAGCAUGCUCUCCGGCGGCUCGCCCGUGGAGGCGAGCGGGCUCGGCUACGGACUACGCGCGGACAGAGACCCGGAGAGAAGCGCAAAACGCGGAGGUAACAGGAGCCAGGAGGGCGACCAAAACGCGGAAAAUGCGCAGACAGUGAAAAGAAAUGCGCACCAGCAUCAGGACAGUGAACAGCGGCCGCAGAUUUAUCCCUGGAUGACAAAACUGCACAUGAGCCACGAAUCGGAGGGUAAGCGCUCCAGGACCAGUUACACCCGGUACCAGACUCUGGAGCUGGAGAAAGAGUUUCACUUCAACCGCUACCUGAGCCGCCGCAGGCGCAUAGAGAUCGCCAACAGCCUGUGCCUAAACGAGAGGCAGAUCAAAAUCUGGUUCCAGAACAGAAGGAUGAAGUGGAAGAAGGACUCAAAGAUCAAAGUGAAGGAGUAAAAAAAAAAAAAGCAAUGAAGCACUUUUUUUUCCCUGCAGCUCCACACUUGCACAGAGCUGGAGUUGCCCGCCUGACCUUCGGAUGAACCGCUAUAAGGAGCAAUGACAUCAUGACACGGUUCUGUGUGCUUCAUCACCAAUUAUGUGUCACUUUCUGCGGUUUGGGACCUAAUGUAUUGAAUAUCGCUCACUAUGAUCAAUCGGUUUACAUUUCUAAAUUAAUUUGCUGCCUAUGCGAUGAUAGCCCCACUUUACUGCGCAAAAAGCGGGGGUCUGGUGGGAGGUGGGUCCUUAAAGGCUUUUGGUCCGCAUUGCGCUUAAAAAAAGCUGCACAACGUUAUUAAUAUGUGUUCAUAGUAUAGGGGACAGAGUAGUGACGGAGAGUUCUGGGCAUCAUUUCCAGCUCUGUGAGCGUGUAAUUAAAAAUUAAGGUCCGCGAAUAAGGAAAAAAAUAAAAUUAGUUAACUUAAAACAUUUUUUCUAAGAAGUCAGGAUUUUGUUGAAGGUUUGAGGUGUUUAGUUUGUCAUCCAUGUUGUCUGUCAUAACCUUGUGACUGUGUGUGAUAACACUGUAACGUGCAAUGAAGCUAUGUCUGUUUCCCUUAGUAAACUAAAGGUGCCUGGUACACACAAGGCCUGAUGGAUGGUCUGUUUGUUGAUUGCAACCAAUAAAAUCAUUAAAAAUAA
Molecule: messenger RNA, 1628 nt
Organism: Girardinichthys multiradiatus
Lineage: Eukaryota; Metazoa; Chordata; Actinopteri; Cyprinodontiformes; Goodeidae
Gene: hoxc5a
Product: homeobox C5a
Exons: 2
Coding region: 282-941 (219 amino acids)
Biological process (GO): regulation of transcription by RNA polymerase II; anterior/posterior pattern specification
Cellular component (GO): nucleus
Molecular function (GO): DNA-binding transcription factor activity, RNA polymerase II-specific; RNA polymerase II cis-regulatory region sequence-specific DNA binding
Source: RefSeq, a predicted model, not a curated record